Molecule: messenger RNA, 2635 nt
Organism: Notolabrus celidotus (New Zealand spotty)
Lineage: Eukaryota; Metazoa; Chordata; Actinopteri; Labriformes; Labridae
Gene: chst7
Product: carbohydrate (N-acetylglucosamine 6-O) sulfotransferase 7
Exons: 2
Coding region: 361-1629 (422 amino acids)
Biological process (GO): N-acetylglucosamine metabolic process; carbohydrate metabolic process
Cellular component (GO): Golgi membrane
Molecular function (GO): N-acetylglucosamine 6-O-sulfotransferase activity; chondroitin 6-sulfotransferase activity
Source: RefSeq, a predicted model, not a curated record
UUGUCCCAGUAAUCUUGAGCCGUUGGAACCUCUUUUCGGAAAGACUCUCUGGGAUGUGAAAUGAACGGUUCUCCUUCCCCGUUAGUCCAGUGACCGGAUCAUAAAGAGGAACUUUACGGGGUUAAAACUAAUAUAAAUGUAUGUACAGACAGUUUGAAACAGCAAGAGGGAAUGAUCGCUGUUUGUCUUUAAAGGGGCGUGGUUUGUACCCCGACACACAUAAACACGUCCUUCCUCGCACGCACAUACACGCGCGGGCGAGCGCACACACACACAUAACUUUACUGUAGCAACCAGGGUGCUCACAAAGCGUCGACCCUCCGGAGCAGAAGCUAAGCAGCUCCCUCCCGGCGAGAGGAAAUGAAGAGGAGGCUCCAUAAGAAGUACUUGGUUCUGAUCCUGGCAUAUUCAGGGUUACUCUUACUAAUACCGUACGUCUUAGAUUACCGGGAUAAAUCCGUGCAACAUGGGAAACCCGGACUAACGCAGCAACAGCUGAGAUGCCCGGAGCUGGAGAACACGGUGGCACUGCUUUGGGAUCACGGUUACACGGGGAACGGCAGCGACGCGGCGGAGCCAGCGGUCAACAGGAGCCAAGCUCGGAUACACAUCUACCUGCACGCCACAUGGAGGACUGGAUCCUCGUUUCUGGGGGAGUUGUUCAACCAGCACCCCGAUGUGUUUUACCUCUACGAGCCGAUGUGGCACAUAUGGCAGGCUCUGUACCCGGGGGACGCGGGCAGCCUGCAGGGCGCAGUGCGGGACAUGAUGAACGCGCUUUACCGCUGCGACUUCUCCGUGCUCAAACUUUACGCAGGCUCACAGAACAUCACCACGUCGUUCAUCUUCGGCUGGAAAAUGAAUAAGGUGAUCUGCUCGGAGCCGCUGUGCACAGCCCACAAGAGGCAUGAGAUUGGCCUGGUGAGGGAGGACCAGUGCGCCAAGUGCCAAAAGAGGGACAUCAGGGAGCUGGAGAAGGAGUGUAAAAAGUACCCGGUGAUGGUGAUCAAAGGAGUCCGCGUUUUGGACCUGAGCACAUUGGUUCCUCUUAUGAGGGACACAGCGAUCAACCUCCAGGUGAUCCAGCUCUUUAGAGACCCAAGGGCGGUGCAUAACUCCCGCUUGAAGUCCAAACAGGCCCUGGUGAAGGAGAGCAUCCAGGUGCUGAGGAGUAAAAAGCAGGCAGACAAGUACAAGCGUCUGCUGGUGCCGAGCAACAAGGUGAACCGUGCUGAGAGCUACGUCUCCAGCGCCAUGGAGCUCAUCUGUGACAACUGGUUGAGUGACAUGAUGCUGGUGAUGAACUCGCCUCCCUGGCUGAGGAGGAACUACCUCCGCAUCCGCUAUGAGGACCUGGUCCUGCAUCCCAUGGAGGAGCUGCAGAGGCUGUACCGCUUCUCCAACCUCUCCACCUUCCCUGCUCUGGAGAAGUUUGCGCUCAACAUGACGCACGGACAAGGUUACUCCUCUGACAGGCCGUUCCUGAUCUCAUCCAGGGAUGCUAAAGAGGCGAUAUACGCCUGGAGGGAGAGACUCAAUGUGGAGCAGAUCAACCAGGUGGAGGCUUACUGCAGUGAAGUCAUGAGGCAGCUGGGGUACCAGAAGAACAGCGUGGAGAAGACGACAUGAGGCCGUGCCCCAGGAAUAUAUAAACUAAGGGGCCUGGUAUUCAACGCUGAAGGCAGAAGGUGGAAUAACUGAACAAGCAGCUGGAAUUUGGUCCACCGGGAGCUCACGAGCACGGCUCUCGGGUUGUUUUCCUUCAGCCGAGCCGGGUCGAUGAACUGGAGAAAAUUCAAGUGGAAGGAGCGGCCAAUCACAGACGGAUGAAUUUGAAACUGGGAGAAGGCAGCUUAUUUUUAUAGUGUUUAACUCCAACAGGCUCCGUGCUGAUAGAGAGUAGGUGGGAGGGGACAUAAACAAGCAGAGAGAGGAGGCUGGUUUGUGCGGCCGUUACACUGGCCCUCCUCUAUCCCUCUGUCCUUUUAGUAGCACUAAUCCCUCCACAAAUCCCCUGCAGGCGAGGCCAUAAAAAGCCGAGAUGGGUCCUUCUUGGGAGGUGACUGCCAGGAUCCUGGGUGGCAGCGUCAGGUUCACUCACACCUGUUUAUCCGUCCAGCCUGUGACUAAGCACAGCAUAACUGACACCUAACUGCAGUUGGCGUACUAACAAUGUCAAAGUGAAGUUUUCAAAGAAGACUGUACAGUGUUUUCUGGAAAGGAGGCCUGACUGAGGAGCUAUUGUUCCUCCCCCAGCCCCUCAGGAAUCCAGACAGCUGCAGCACCCCACUGACAAAACGCUCACAUGGGUGUGAAAUUUUUGAAUAACCCAAGGACGUGUCUUUGAGGGCUGCUCUGCCCUCCACUAUGAACUUUUUACUGUGUUCUCACAACACACUGUACUGAUUCUGUUUUUUGGAGUUUUUAUAGUUUUGUCUAAAAUAUUGUAAAAUGCUGCGCCAUUCCUCUGCUUAAGAAAGGGGUUCUACGUUUACCAGCAUCCACAUGUUCAACUUUAGAAGUUGGUUCUGUAAUAAUUGUUCUGGAUGGACUACAUGAAGAAGUUCUCUUAUCAAAGAAAGACAUAACUUUGAGGCUAUUUAAACUGACUUCAAUAAAGAGUUAGUGAAAACUA